Molecule: messenger RNA, 1373 nt
Organism: Megalobrama amblycephala (Wuchang bream)
Lineage: Eukaryota; Metazoa; Chordata; Actinopteri; Cypriniformes; Xenocyprididae
Gene: mettl2a
Product: methyltransferase 2A, methylcytidine
Molecular function (GO): tRNA (cytidine-N3)-methyltransferase activity
Source: RefSeq, a predicted model, not a curated record
ACACUGAACAACAUGUGCAUCCGGUUCGCGUGAUCAUGGCGGCACCUGCUGUUGCUUCUGAGUCUUCCUCCGUAGAAAACAUGCCAGAAACUGCUAAUGGACCCACGGAGAAUUCCGCUGAGGCUCAGAAACGACCGCAGUUCGGCACUCGCUUCCUCACAGACCCGCGACAGGUGUUUCAGCACAACGCGUGGGAUAAUGUGGAGUGGUCAGCAGAACAGGAGGAGGCCGCCCAGAAAAAAGUGCAGGAAAACAGUCAACCUCUCCCAGCAGAAAAACAAGAGGAAUUUGACAGCAGGGCUAAUGAGUACUGGAACGAUUUCUACACCAUUCAUGAGAACCGCUUCUUCAAGGAUCGCCACUGGCUGUUCACAGAGUUCCCUGAGCUGGCGCCUCAACAGAAGGCUCCACAGGACACCACAGCACAUCUGUUAAAUGGUGAAGAUUCUCCCUCUUCACCCACAGACACUACAUUUCCUGGAGCCUCUGCAUCCUAUCGCAUCCUGGAGGUAGGCUGUGGAGUAGGCAAUACAGUCUUUCCCAUCUUAAAAACCAACAAUGACCCAGGCCUCUUUGUUUAUGGUUGUGAUUUCUCCAGCACGGCUGUUGACCUCGUCAAAUCAAAUCCUGAGUAUGACUCGUCACGCUGUCACGCAUUCGUCCAUGAUAUGAGUGACGCGUCUGCAGAGUAUCCAAUGCCAGACCACAGUCUGGACGUCAUUGUCCUCAUAUUUGUUCUCUGCCUGCAUCCAGAGAAGAUGCAGAACUCCAUUAAUCGAUUAGCACGAUUGCUGAAACCUGGAGGAGUGUUGUUAUUAAGAGACUAUGGUCGCUACGACAUGGCACAGCUUCGUUUCAAAAAAGGGAGGUGCUUGUCUGAAAAUUUCUAUGUUAGAGGGGAUGGAACACGCGUCUACUUUUUCACACAAGAUGAGCUGCAUGAUCUGUUCUCCAGUGCCGGCUUGGAGAAGGUGCAGAACUUGGUGGACCGGCGCUUACAGGUGAACAGAGGAAAGCAGCUGACGAUGUACAGAGUCUGGGUACAGUGCAAGUAUCGCAAGGUCCAGGCGCCUCCUUAGGAUCAAGGCUGCUUAUUUGGAGAGCUCGAGAACAUCUGGGCUGAACUAUGAGAGUGUUGCUGUGUUCAGAACGGGUUGCAAUAACUUAGAAGACUGCAGUGCUGACACAUGCCAUGGAGUGAAAUGGAGACUCUAUCUUAUGCAGCCUGCUUGGGAAUGUUGAUGGAGGACAUGAAUUCCCAACUUCCCAUGAUGCACCUGAGGACCUUAAACUAUUUGUUUAUCAUACUGAGUGAUGUUUUUAAGGACUUUUUUUAAUCUUAUGAAUAAACUACAUGAUGGUAUUAAAUCAAA